This is a messenger RNA of Gastrolobium bilobum, 1504 nucleotides long. RefSeq lists its product as uncharacterized. Lineage: Eukaryota; Viridiplantae; Streptophyta; Magnoliopsida; Fabales; Fabaceae. The transcript has 2 exons. The coding region runs from base 198 to 1151 and encodes 317 amino acids. The record is from RefSeq and is a predicted model, not a curated record.
GGUUGAUUAAAGAUGCUUACUUCUCUUCUCUUCUCACCCUUAUCGUGAAAUGACAAACGAAUGAUUCACAUUACUCAACACUGAAACUCUCUUUCUCUCAACACUCUCUCUCUCUCUCUCUCUCUCUCUCUCUCACUCACACUUUCUUUCUUCACUUGAUCCACCAAAAGAUACUUCUUUUUUUUGUUUGGUAUACUAUGGCUUCGGAUGAGACCAUGACCCUUCAUUCUUCCUUGCAAGAUGAAGACUUUGACGAUGAUAUUGAUGAUGGGUUUGGUCAUCAUCAUGAUCAUGAUGAUCAUGAUCAAGAUCAGCAUCCCCAAACCCACAACUUGUCCAGGCUUUCCGUUUGUACCAGCAGCACCUUGUGUGGUGUCGAUGACGAUGAUGACGACGAUGAUGUUGAUAAUUCCGUGUCCAUGUUCCUGUCACACUUGUCCAUUGAAAGUUUCGAAGGUGAUGCAGAUGGGGAACUCUCGGAUGGAAAGGAGAUACAAGCAGGGUUGUGCUCUGACUCUGAAAAUGAAGAAUUGGGUGGCUGUUAUUCUUUGCCGGCGACGCCUCCACGGCGGAGGAACCGCGGAAAGACGGUGAUUGCGGUAAAGGACUAUGCAAGUGACAAUGAGGCUGCAGCAGGAAAGGGUACUGUGUUCAUGAGACAGGAAACCAAGAAGAAUGAUCCGAGGAGAAGGAGGAGCAGGAGCAGCAGGAGAAUAAGAAGGGAUGGAUGGUUGUUUGAACCAGCAGCUAAUUAUAGCAAGAAAAAAGAGGAGGAGGAGGAGGAGAAUCUGAUUCAACUUCAAGGGUUUAGUGGAGAGAGUGAUCAAAGUGGUGGUGGUGGUGGUAGCACAGGGACAGGUGUUAUGGUGAUAACAAGGCCCAAAGGUGGGAAAAGGUCACUGUGCAUGGACUUGGAAGAAGUGAAGGCUUGUAGAGAUCUUGGGUUUGAGUUAGAACACGAACGCAUGCUUGAAAUGCCCUCUCAUCUCUCAUUCUCCAAUUCAACACUCGACACUAGCAGUGGUAGCAAUUCACCCAUCGCCAAUAUGCGCAUCUCUAGUCCUGGUGACGAUCCACGAGAUGUGAAGGCUCGGCUCAAGGUGUGGGCGCAGGCUGUAGCUCUAGCAUCUGCCUCCAAAUAUAGCACAUGACUCUUUAAUUUUCUCCUAACUCAUACCUACUCCCUCAUUUUUUGCGAUUGAGAGAAUAUAUAUAUAUAUAGUUAUAUAGUUAUAUUAUACUUGGGCUUUUCUUUUGUUCCCACCAUGAAUGGUGGUUAUAUAAUUCUACUUGUAGUUCCAAGAAUUUUCUUCCAUAAAUCCCUCCUUCCCCCCUCCCGGGCAGAAGGAGUGGGGGUUUCAGGUUGAAGUACCCUUUUUGAGUGACGGUCACUUUUCCCCUGUACAGUUAUAGUUUGAAUAAGAUGAAAAAGUAUGUAAGAUACAAUAGUGUGAAUGGCAAAUGAUAAUAGAAGUGUGAAUGGCUCGAAAAAGUUGCUAGCAAU